AUUAAUGUAUGAUAAUAUAUCGGAUUAAUUCUCAAAAAAUGCUCAAUAUUGCAUAUACAUGUGCUUGGGCAGUGAGUCACCUAGAUGUGGACCGGUCAAAUCAAUACGGUAAAAAUAUAUGCUAUGUUUUACCGACAUGCCUCACUGGUAUUCUAAGACAAAGCUGGAUUUUCUAUCUACAGCAAUGUUUAAAUAUCAGAACUGAUAGCAUUUAAAAAUAUAGAAUAUUUACAACGACGUGGCAUACAUAUGUACAUAUAAGUAUAUAUAUUUAUGUCACAUUGUGUUGAACUACUAUCAGGUAAUAGCGAAAAGGCAUAGUAAAAGUUAUUGCUUAUUGUAAGAGUUUAUUUGGUAUUAAGAGUCUGUCACAUUUGUUUAUUUUAGGCGUCGUCAUCAAAAUAAAUAAUAUUUCUCGAUGUUUUAAAAAUAGCGACGUUUGAACAUACAAUCAAUGCUUUCUAUGCAUUUGUGCAGAGGCGAAUGUGAUAUUUUAUGUUAAAAACGUUACAUACAUGUUCACUAAAGAUUUGAUCCGAAUUAUCUUAUGUGAAAAAAUGUCAGAUUGAAUUUUCAAAAUCAUUCUAUGACAAGCCCUCAAAACUUUUUUUUAUAGGAAAUAAUUUAUUUAUGUACCUAUUUGGGCAUUAAGCAAAACCUGUUUAUUAUUCAAUAUCAGUUUAGGAAAGCCUAGUGAUAUCAAUGAUGUGAAAAUUUACGUAACAUAAUCCAAUUGGAGUUUUAAUACUUAUUUGGGUAAAGGUAUGGUUACAUUUUUAAUAUAAAUCCGGAGAUACAAUUCGAGUAGUUAGUUCUAUAGCAUAAAAUUUUUACAAUAAUACUUUAUACAUAUGUAUGUAUAAGUUGCCGUAGCAAUUCAGUACGAUUUUCUUAAGUGUAUUAAGAAUGUGAAGUCAUUAUCGUUCAAAAUUAAGAUCAUAUUAAAAUACUUUCUUUCUUAGUGACGUUGAACAAGUUUCCGUCUCUUUUCAUAUAGCACUCAGGCGAAGAGCCCCCUUUUCCAUUUCGAAUGCAAAUUAUCAAAUAUUGAUCAAUUGAUUUAUAAAAUAACAUUAUUACUUUUUAUAUUUCAUCAUUUAUAAUUGUCUAUUGACUUAUGUACGCAUGUUUUGUAGGCUGCUUUUUGUUAAUGAUUACUAAAGACACUAGUAUACCAGAUAUUGCGUGUUGCUAUAGUUUGCUGUAGUAGUUGCCUAGCUAAAUGGCUGAGUCAUCAGUUUGUUGUUGCCGAAGUUUGCUUAUGCGGUAAACAGAUUUGUGAGAGGCUGGUUCUUUUCGGACGCUUAUAGUAUGAAGUUGCUAUUACGGUUUAUAACCACAGUACCAGUGGCAGUAACGCUAGUCAGCAGCAUUGUGAACGUUGGAUGACUGAAAAGAGCUGUGGAAGUUGCUGACACAAAUUUGUAUUUUGCUUUGUUGAAAAGUUUGCGCUUUUCUAGUCAUAUUUUCGUUAUUUUCUAUCUGCUAUAAUCUUUGCUUUUAUUUCAAUAUGUGGUUAUUCAUUUAGAUUUUAACCGUGAACGCCAACGGACGAACACGAGCAAAAUAAUUUAAAAUUGAAUCGUGGAUUGAGUACAAAAUGCUCCUUUGACCUAAGUUUGAAGUUAAACAAGUGCAAUAUUAGCUUUAAUCCCGAAAAUUAGUAUACGGCUAAAAUGAAAAUAGAGCCGUCCAAAUUAAUUUUGUGUUUUAUUUCUAUAUACAAUUAAUAUACAGCAACAGCAAUCUUAAAGCUAAAUAAAUAAAAUGUAUACCAUACGUACAUAUGUAUAUGCAUAUAUAGUAGCAAGCAAAAAAGUUUCCACAUGCUAAGACUGCUUCAAUUAAAAAUGUUUCUUUUUGAAUAAUUGAAAUGUGAUAUUACAAAUAAACUACGAUCGCUGAGAAAAGAGAAAGUGUGUUGUGUUCUGUUACCUUUUCCGCAACUUUUGUGGCUCAGUGCUUAUUAAUGUAUAUGUACAUUGCAUAUACCCCGACUUAUUACGUAUUAAAAGUAAUUUCACUCUGCUUUUGCCGCAUGAGCUUACAUUUGUCAUUGUUGUUGAAAACAUGACAGACUCCGAACCGGUCAGUUUGGAGUUCAUCGAAGAUCCAUACCUGCCCAAAUUGGAUAAUAUCACAACUCCAUCACUAGAUGAGGAUACCGAAUUGGAUGAUCAAUUGGUGGACUUGGCCGAUUGGACAAAUGAGACCGAACAAUACAUAAGAGAUUUAACAUUAGAUCAAAUUUUUUACGAUGUAGAUUCAGAUUAUACGAACACGCUUGAACUUCAGGCUGUUGAAACGGAAUUUAUAGCAACGAAACUAGCCAAUCAAUUGCCUUCAACGUCAAUCGCAAAACGCUUCCGAUUACGAUUCUUUACGAAACGUUCAAUGCGUGAGGUUAAAGUGACGUUUAUUGAUUUCUCUAAACCAUAUUUAGCCAAGAUUUCGAGUAGUGAGAAUUAUAAGAAAUUCCUAAAUAUUGGUUCCACAAUUACCAAAGAUAAUACUUCAAAACUAUCGGAACCAGCAUCUCCAGUAGCAUCUGUUGCGUCCGCUGAUAUUGCUGCCGAGUUUGCCGCACUCACCGCAGAAGAGCAAGAGAAGCAACGGGCCGAAUGGAGUCAAGAACUUGCUCGCGUUGAAGAGGAAAUAAAUACAUUGCGUACAGUACUGGCAUCGAAAACGCGACAUGCCUCAGAUUUGAAACGCAAACUGGGGAUCACUAUGUGGAAAGAGAUUACGGACGAUAUGAAUCAAGGCCUGAAGAAUGUUAAAGAAAGCUCUGUUUUUCAAAGUGUUGAACAAAGUGUUGGCAAUCUUACGAAGGCCGUGCAUGAUGCCCCAAUUUUUCAACGUACCGAAUCGGUGCUCAAGUCCACAUCGGAAAAGACCGCUUCAGUAUUUGGUAGUAUAACUAGCGGCAUAACUUCAAAAUUCUCACAAAUGAAAAACUCGGAUUCGAUGCGUUCGAUUGAAGAGAAGGUUGGCUCAGCCUAUGAGAAUGUUAAAGUAAGCUAUGAACACAACAAUUUUUUGUGCCAACCCCAUGCGACAAGAGUAUCAACUUCGCGUUCGGGUUCAAUUAACAGUUUCCCUGAUGCCUUAAAUGAAAACAAUUCGUCGUCCGGCCUGAAUUCGCCAACGGAGUCAAUAACAAAAUAAGUUUAAAAUUAAAUUGUGUUGCGGUUUUUAAUUUUCUUCAAUAUAUUAGCUUUUAAUUUGAAAAGGAAAAACACACAGACACAUACAAAUAUAUACAUAUACAUAUAUUAGCAAGUGGAAUAUUACUUCCCUGUUUUCCUUCCUUUAGUGAGUUGGAAAUUUGUAUUCAUUUUACACAUAUUUGACUUCAAGGCUAUUUGAAUUCUAAAGCGAUACAAGUAAUAAAAUGUCGACAAAUAAAAAUUUAGUUACGAAGCUAACUAACGCCAUUUGAAUAACUUUA
Bactrocera neohumeralis is the source of this 3451-nucleotide messenger RNA. RefSeq names its product tumor protein D52. Bases 2071 to 3168 code for a protein of 365 amino acids. The transcript is spliced from 6 exons. The record is from RefSeq and is a predicted model, not a curated record. Gene Ontology annotation, cellular component: cytoplasm. NCBI's taxonomy places the organism in Eukaryota, Metazoa, Arthropoda, Insecta, Diptera, Tephritidae.